This is a messenger RNA of Solea senegalensis (Senegalese sole), 1228 nucleotides long. RefSeq names its product olfactory receptor 2AT4-like. Lineage: Eukaryota; Metazoa; Chordata; Actinopteri; Pleuronectiformes; Soleidae. Gene Ontology annotation, biological process: G protein-coupled receptor signaling pathway. The coding region runs from base 73 to 1041 and encodes 322 amino acids. Gene Ontology annotation, cellular component: membrane. The record is from RefSeq and is a predicted model, not a curated record. Gene Ontology annotation, molecular function: olfactory receptor activity; G protein-coupled receptor activity. The transcript is spliced from 2 exons.
CACGAGCAUGAUGCACGUCUCUAAGUGUCUGGUGUCCGAUCUGAGAGGUCCUUCUGUGUCUUGGAGGUGAAAAUGAUCGACACUAACGUGACGAGGAUGAGGAGCUUCUUCAUCCUGGGAUUCCCUGGACUUUCACCUCAGUAUUAUGGACCCGUGUCCGCUCUGCUCUUUGUCGUCUACCUGUCCAUCGCAAUGGGGAACAUUUUCAUUUUGGCCUUUGUUUCGUGUGAGAAGUCGCUCCAAAAACCGACAUAUCUGGUGUUUUGUCACCUGGCGCUGAACGACCUGACGUUCGGCACCGUGACUCUCCCAAAGAUCAUUUCCAAAUACUGGUUUGGCGACGGCGUCGUUCCGUUUCACGGCUGUUUACUGCAGAUGUUCUUCGUCCACUAUUUGGGAUCCGUGACCUCGUUCAUCCUGCUGGUGAUGGCUCUGGAUCGAUUCAUCGCGAUAUGCGUACCGAUGCGUUAUCCCGUCCUCGUCACGAACAACAGCAUCUCGGUGCUCUGCGGCUUCGCCUGGUUCAUCCCUCUGCCUCUGCUCAUCACCAUUAUCCUCCAAGCGCUGCCUUUGAAUUACUGCAAAUCCAAUGUCAUCGCUCAGUGUUACUGCGACCACAUCUCCAUCACGAGCCAGGCGUGCGGCGAGAACGUGAGAAUCGUUCAGGUCACGACUCUCUGCAUGGCCAUGUUCUGUCUCUUGGUUCCUCUGGCGUUUAUCUUGUGUUCUUACAUGUCCAUCAUAGUCAUCAUCGUGAAAAUGACCAACGCCGCCGGACGCAAGAAGACCUUGUCCACGUGUAGCCCGCAGAUAUUCAUCACGUGUCUAUUUUACCUGCCCAGAUGUUUCGUGUACGUCGCCAACACUGUCGGCUUCUCCUUCAGUUUGGACGUUCGCAUUUUACUGAUAUUGUUGUACAGUCUUUUGCCUCCCGCCGUUAAUCCACUCAUCUACUGUUUCAAGACUCAGGACAUCAAGCAGAUGUUGAUGAAGAAGCUGAGAGCAACUAAAGUUAGAGUCGAGAUCAAAGUGUCAGUCUGAAAAGGCUGAGUUUAUUUGCAAGAAAUGGGAUUAAAUGUGUGAAGAUUGUAUUCCAUGCGAGUUGUGUGCAUUGCAUUUGUAUGAUAUGAAUAUAAGUAUUUAUGUCCACUGAUCUUACUACAACUGAUACUUAUAUCAGUUGAUAGUUGUAUAUCCAAUUGUGAAGUAAAAUUCCUCAUUUUCUUUA